Glarea lozoyensis ATCC 20868 is the source of this 1836-nucleotide messenger RNA. RefSeq names its product Cupredoxin. The record is from RefSeq and is a predicted model, not a curated record. Lineage: Eukaryota; Fungi; Ascomycota; Leotiomycetes; Helotiales; Helotiaceae. The transcript is spliced from 8 exons. The coding region runs from base 1 to 1836 and encodes 611 amino acids. Gene Ontology annotation, molecular function: oxidoreductase activity; copper ion binding.
AUGCUUGGAUCUAACCUUCUCCUGGCCUCUCUCGCCCUUGGGCUUGCGAGUGCCGGUCUUUUACAAGAAGUACCUGCAAAGGCUUCGACUGGACUGUUAGCCAAAAGAGCUGGCGAGGGCCCCAACUGCAACGGUCCAAACGAUAGGGGCUGCUGGAGGAGCCCUAGCCCUGCUGAACCAACCGGAUUCAACAUCGAUACCGACUCGGAAACUGUUUGGCCCUCGAAUGUUGCUCAAGGCCAAACAACAACGACCUACACUUUGACCGUCGCUGAGAAAACACUUGCUCCCGAUGGAGAUGGGAAGUUGAUGCAAGUGAUUAACGGUGUUUAUCCUGGGCCAGUGAUCGAAGCUAAUUGGGGUGACGUUCUGGUCAUCGACGUGGUCAACAAUUUAACAAACAACGGUACUAGCAUGCACUGGCACGGAGUGAUACAGGCCAACUCGACCACUCAAGAUGGUGUCAACGGAAUCACAGAGUGUCCCAUUGAACCCGGAGCUACCAGAAGAUACACAUUCAUUGCAACCCAACAUGGCACCAGUUGGUAUCAUUCUCACUAUUCUGGUCAAUAUGGUGAUGGAGUUGCCGGGACGAUUAAGAUCAACGGACCAGCCUCUAUGAAGUAUGACGAAGACCUAGGAACUUUUCCUAUCACAGAUUGGUAUACGGACAAUUCGUAUCUAGCAGGUUUCAAGUCUGAACAAGGCGGACCACCUAGAGCCAAAGGUGCCUUGAUCAACGGAAAAAUGAAGAGUGCUCCAGGACCAAAUGGUAAAGGAGCCUAUGAAGAUGUUAAGAUUGAGAAGGGCAAGACCUAUCGUCUACGUCUCAUUAAUACAUCUGUCGACAUGAUGUACAAAGUGUCGCUUGAUAAUCAUCGCUUCUCCGUCAUCGCUGCCGAUUUUGUUCCCAUAAAACCAUGGAAUACUACAUGGCUGUUCAUGGCAAUUGGUCAAAGAUACGAUGUCGUCUUCACUGCCAACCAGACCUCGGACAGAUACUGGUUCCGAGUCGAAGUUCCACCAGGAAAACUUUGUGGAAACAAUGCGAUGUCGUUGGGCGCUGGGCAACAUUCAAUUUUCGCAAUUUUCUCGUACCUCAAUGCUCCAAAACCCAACGACGAGCCUACCUCGAAAUCCCAAGAAACAUAUACUGUGGAGUGUGCAGAUGAGAAAGGGAUGAUACCAGUGACCGAGAAGAAUGUUACCAACAUAUUCGACUUUAAGGGUGAUGCCACUGAUAAAAUGAAUCUGGUUCAGGGUACAAGAGACAAGCAUGGAAGAAGAAUUAAUAGUUGGACUAUCAAUGACAAGGAGAUUGAUAUUCAGUGGGAGAACCCAACCCUAGAAUACCUACUCAACAACGAUCUCCCAACAAUACAAAACAGGCCGGGUAGCAACAUCUACACUCUUAAAGAGGCUAAUCAAUUCUAUUACUGGGUCAUCCAAAACACCGGUGCAAAUCCUCAUCCAAUUCAUCUCCACGGACACGACUUUUUCAUUCUUGGACAACAAGCAGACUCGACCUUUACAGCUGCAAUGACGAAUACUUUGCAAUUCACCAAUCCUCUUCGAAGAGAUGUUGCUAUGCUGCCACCAAAGGGAUACUUGGCUAUUGCUAUUUAUACCAACAAUCCCGGUGUCUGGCUGAUGCAUUGCCAUAUCGCAUGGCACGUAUCUCAAGGUCUCGGCGUCCAGUUCGUGGAACGCCCAGAUGAGAUUCUCCGUGACCAGCAUGUCGGUCUUGAGGCUAUGAACUCCAGUUGCGCGGCUUGGGACAAGUGGUACGCUGGAACUCAAUUCAAGCAGCCAGACUCUGGAUUGAGACUUUUCUGA